Messenger RNA from Carassius carassius (crucian carp), 1675 nucleotides. Its product is annotated as alpha-N-acetylgalactosaminide alpha-2,6-sialyltransferase 1-like. Gene Ontology annotation, molecular function: sialyltransferase activity. The coding region runs from base 206 to 1453 and encodes 415 amino acids. NCBI's taxonomy places the organism in Eukaryota, Metazoa, Chordata, Actinopteri, Cypriniformes, Cyprinidae. The record is from RefSeq and is a predicted model, not a curated record. The transcript is spliced from 9 exons.
UUAUGUUUAAACACUGCUUAUAAAUCUGUGCUGGCCAAAGGCCAAUAAUAUUAUUCAUAACGAUGGGCGGACUGUAAUGCAGAUGUAAACACCUGGUUGAUGAUGUAAUGAAUUUGUAUAGGUUGGUAGAUUAUAAAACACUGUUACAAACAGUAACAUCUUUCACACAGUUCACAACGCACAUGCAUUUGGCCAGACUGAUCAUAUGAGUGGAAAUUGGUCUCGAAACAUGCCGAAAAAUUUGACUGCUAUUAGUCUAAUUCUGACUUGCUGUGUGCUGCUCUAUCUAGUGCUUUGGAUGAAUCUCUCUGAACAGUUUCACAGCAAAAUUGUCAUCAUUUCUGCAUUGAUUUUUUCACCACUUGGAACUACAAGUAUGUACAAAACAGAAAAACUAAUUUACCCCACUGAGCGAGAAGUCAACAUAACACCUAUUCCAGUUCUCUAUAAGAAAAAUUUUACGAAACUUCCAGUGUGGGAUUUCGAAGAUGUUUAUUUGCGAAGCAAUGAAGCAAGAAGACCUACCUGUCCAGAAUCCCUUCAAAACAAAGAGAAUCCCAAGUUCAAGGAGGCGACACUUCCUGACAUUCAGCUGUGGCUGUACAAAGGUCUACUCAACAUAACAGAAUGGAAUCGAUUAGCACACUUCAACAAUCCCUUCGGCUUCAUGGAAUACAAGUACAAUGAAGUAAAAGGACCAGUGGAUUUGAUACCAAAGCCUAAGUCUCCAAUAUUACUGUCUGUGCCUGAAAGUUCAAAGGAUGGUUGUAUCCGCUGUGCUGUUGUGGCCUCUGGGGGCAUUCUCAAUAACUCAAAGAUGGGCAAAGAGAUAGACUCCCAUGAUUACGUUUUUCGAGUAAAUGGGGCUGUUACUCAAGGUUACGAGGAGGAUGUUGGAAAUAGAACAUCAGUCUAUGUACAUACAGCUUUUUCCUUAUAUAGUUCCAUACUGACAUUAAAACAGUACGGGUUUCACAAUAUUCCACAAGAUGAGGAUAUUAAAUAUGUAAUGAUCCCUGAAGGCCUGAGGGACUUUGAGUGGAUCCAAGGCCUUUUGCAGGGAAAAGAAGCAAAUGGGUCAUUCAAGGGUGAGAGGCCACUGAAAUUUUUCAAUGGGAAUUUUAACGAGAGCAGAUUCUAUGUUCUUCACCCUGAUUUUCUUCGAUACAUUCGCAACAGAUUCAUGCCAUCCAAACAAAUGCAGGGCAAAUACUGGGCAAUGUACAGACCGACCAAUGGAGCGUUUGCUUUAUUCUUGGCUAUUCACACAUGUGACAUUGUCGAUGCCUAUGGGUUUAUCACAGAAGACCACCAUAAGUACUCCAACUAUUAUUAUGAAAAGUUAAAAAGAACCAGUGUAAUUUUCUUUAUUAACCAUGACUAUGGCCUGGAGAUAAAGACUUGGAAGAAACUGCAUGACUCUGGAAUCAUUAGACUCUUCCAAAGGCACUGAUACAUCAAAAGCAGAAGGAGGCUGUCUGUCAUCUCGGCAGGCAUUACUUCAAAAGAUAUUUCCAAGUUAUGAUUCUGAAAGAAGCUAUGUCUCGGUUACAUGUGGGAAAGAUGAACAAAACCUUUCUUAUAAAGCUAUGGACUGAAACUAAAUGAAACAUCUGUAAUAUGCUGCAAGAGAUAGCUACUAGUUUUUAUAUAUAUAUAUAUAUAUAUAUAUAUU